UGCAGUGCGGUGGAACACGCGCGUCAAUUGCUCGCGUCAAUUGCUCCGAAAAGAAAAACCGAGAGAGCGACGUAACGAUGAUGCGCAAGGAUAUCACGAUUGUGUUGUGCGUGCUGUUGUUCUUUGCCACGACAGGUACUAAAGCAAUACGCUGUUACCAAUGCAGCUCUGACACUGAUCCGGACAAGGAGGACCUUUGUGGGGCCUACACGAAAUUCGACAAAGAGAGGAAUGUGCCUAUCGAAUGUAACAGCGAGGAGUCACACAUGCCUGGCACAUUUUGUGUUAAAUACACUGAGCAAAGCCCGCGUGGUUUCAUCUGUAAGUAUACCUAUUAAAAUAAUAUUU
Temnothorax curvispinosus is the source of this 348-nucleotide messenger RNA. RefSeq lists its product as uncharacterized. Bases 78 to 338 code for a protein of 86 amino acids. The record is from RefSeq and is a predicted model, not a curated record. The transcript has 2 exons. NCBI's taxonomy places the organism in Eukaryota, Metazoa, Arthropoda, Insecta, Hymenoptera, Formicidae.